Messenger RNA from Rhodofomes roseus, 1937 nucleotides. RefSeq lists its product as uncharacterized. The transcript has 2 exons. NCBI's taxonomy places the organism in Eukaryota, Fungi, Basidiomycota, Agaricomycetes, Polyporales, Fomitopsidaceae. Bases 92 to 1726 code for a protein of 544 amino acids. The record is from RefSeq and is a predicted model, not a curated record.
GCAUAUGGUUCAGGGACAAUCGGAAGAACAUGUUAAAUAGCUCGCUCGCAUGUAGAAGUCGCCCAUCCAGAAGGGCGCGCAUCUCGCUUCCAUGGCUCCAGCACCUACGACGGACACCGCUUCCUCAGCCUCACCGUCUCAGAUGUUCUCUGGCACUGGCGGGAAGCCACCGUAUGCGUACCUCCGCGAGGGAAGCCUAACGUACAGCAGGCCACUAGGACCCACCGAGCUCGGCUGCCUGCUCCCGCGGGGCGCGCGCGGGUACACCGACACGUUCACCAUCGCAAGCCUCGCCUGCUCAGGCGGGCACACCAUCACCGACGACGAAGUGAUCCACGCCUGCGCCGCGCUCCGUCUGCGGCAUCCGCUCCUCGCGUCCACCAUCGCAUUCCACCCGGCGCAGCCGCCCGAGUUCGUGUACGCCUCCCCGCUCACCAAGGCGCACGCCCUGCGCGAGGCCCGUGCGCAGAUCGAGUUCCACACCUUCGCUGACCAGGACGCUGCGGCGGAGGCGCUGCGUGACCAAUGGUUGUCCUUGGAUCCCGAGGGCGCACUCGACCUGCGCUAUGGGACGUGUUCCCUCUACUGGGCGCGCGACGUCGACCCGCGCGCGGGGAGGUACAUCUUCGGCCUCAUGAUGGCGCACUCCGUCACGGACGGGCGGCGCAAGGCGAACAUCGUCCGGUGCAUGUUGGAGCUGCUCGCCACCCCCGGCCGGGCGCAGCGGGUGCUCGGGGCGCACUUCGCUGGAGAGACGCCGAUCGUGGAGAUCCCGCCUACGCUGGAUAGUCUCCUCCCCGAUAUGAGCAAGGCCGACCCUGCUGAGCUCGCCAAGGCAAAGGCAGCGUUUGACGAGUUCGUCAAGCUCAGGAGAAGGCCCUUGUUCGGCUUCGUCCCCGACGGCGACGCCGCAGAGAACAACAUCCAGCCCCGCUUCGUGCGUCAGACCUGGUCCACAGAGCAGACAAAACUCAUUCUCAAGGCCUGCAAGGCGCAAGGCGUGACGAUCACGCACUUCGCGAACGCGGCCAGCGUGUUCGCAAGCGUGCAGUGCGCGAGUCGCGGGGCGGUCCCGCCGGGCGAUAGCUCGGGGUCCGGCGGCUCGCCGGAAGACUGCUACUACUUCGAUCUCUGCCAGGCGAUGGACACGAACGCGAAGCUGCCCCGGUUAUCGAGCAACGGAGAGACGGAGACGGCGCUACGCUGCACGACCUACCCCAUCGUCCUCGCCGUCCCGCGCGCCGCCUUCGCCUCCUCCACGUCGGACGCGCUCUGGGACGCGGCGCGGCAGUACAGGGCGCGCCACGAGGCGUACGUGGACUCGCCGUACUUGUGGUAUUUCGCGCCCUUCUAUGGCGCGAUCGCGGCGGAGAACUACAUGGCGCAGAUGGCUGGGGGCGCGUUCAUACCUUAUGUGAGUAGCUUGGGCGACAUGAAGAGCGUCCUGCCCGCCAGGUAUCCCGUCCAGCCAUCUCGCGCGGCCGUGAACGGGACGGCGAGCAAGACUCAGGUGGUCAGCGCGGAGAUCCGGGUCUUGGACCAGAUCCAGACGGGGAAGGCCCUCCCGCAUUCAGCGGCGUUCUUGUUGUAUACGUUUGACGACAGGUUGAACUUGCAGUUCAAGUGGAACGCGGGGCACAUGAGCGAUGGCAUCAUGCGCAGCUUCUUUGAUCGGGUCGUAGAGAUCAUUUCGCAGGUAGUUGACGUCGACGAGGAGAGUACAUAGCUGAUCGUGCGGUUCGGGUGGCUGAAGGUGGCCGAGCGGUACGGUGUCCAUCCAGCACUCCUACUUCCUCCAUCUUUUACUUACCACUAGCUAGCUCUCCGCAGACCCCUCCCCGUGUCUUCUCGAGGGAAUUGCAGGCGUAGUACGUUCUGCUCAGGCUUGUGCGAUCGGUAUAGAGAAAUUUCUGCGUGUGCGUGGGCUCUGCUCCUAC